GCUACAUGCAUUCAGCACGUUUACUGAGCAACUGCCCUGUAUCCUGCAACACGAGAAGUACUGACAAUAAAGAUGUUUCCUCGGCAACCUGGGACCCCUGGUAUGGCUAGCUUGAGCCUUGAGACAAUGAGACAGUUGGGAAGUUUGCAGGGAUUAAACAUCCUUCCUCAGUAUUCUAGAUUUGGCUUUGGGAAAUCUUUCAAUUCUCUCUGGAUGCAUGGUCUCCUCCCACCACAUUCCUCUUUCCCCUGGAUGCGACCAAGGGAACAUGAAACUCAACAGUACGAAUACUCUUUGCCUGUUCAUCCGCCACCUCUACCCUCACAGCAGUCCCUACAGCCUCAGCAGUCUGGGCCGAAACCUUUCCCUGUGCCCACUGAUGCAACUGCCAUCCAAGACCCAGCCCAGAAGGCUGGGCCACAGCCUCCAAUUCACCUAGGCUUUCCGCCGUUGCAGCAGGCUGAAUCACCAGCGAUUCUGCAGCAGGUGGCACCAUCAGAGAAGCCACCCAAACCGGAGAUAUUCCAGAUUGCCCGUUUGAUAUCUCAAGGACCAGUGCCGCCAAACAAACAGUCACAGUCGCCACUUUAUCCAGGAAUGUUUUACAUGUCCUAUGGAGCAAAUCAAUUGAACGCCCCUGGCAGACUCGGCAUCAUGAGCUCAGAAGAAAUGGCUGGAGGCCGAGGUGGUCCCAUGGCCUAUGGAGCAAUGUUUCCAGGAUUCGAAGGCAUAAGGCCCGGCUUCGGGGGGAUGCAGCCUAAUCAAGGCAAGGGCGGUGACUUCACGCUGGAAUUCGACACUCCAUUCGCGACCAAAGGACCUGAGAAGGGGGAAGGAGGUGCCCAUGGUGCCCCCAUGCCAGAGGCCAACCCAGCCAAUGCCGAAAACCCAGCCCUCCUUUCAGAGGUAGCGCCCGGUGCUCACGGAGCGCUUCUUGCUUUCCCUAAGGGCCUCUUCCCCAGCCUGGCCAGAGGCCCUGCAGGGCAGAGCCGAGGACCCCUCAGGGUCACUCCAGAAGUUGCUGACCCCAUGGUAACCCCAGGAUUAGCUGAUGUUUAUGGGACCUACGGUGCUGACAUGACCACACCCCUAGGUCUCCAGGGAGAAGGCACUACAGAUCCCACCAUGACCCCAGACGUUUCUCAAACAUCGGCGCAGGGCAACAAGGCUGAGCAGCCCCCGAAUAUGCACAAGGGGUGGCAUUUCCAAGAGCCCUGAAGGUGUUGGGAUACUAGCUAUGUCUUGUAUACGCAAGAUUCUCAGCUUUGUCCCCAUAGUGUAUCUUUUUGCUAAAACUAUUAUUAACCCUCUGCAGCAAAAAUAUUCAUAGUAUCCAAACGAAUGUUAGUCAAUAAAAAGUGGUUAACAGGAGCGUAGGCCUCCUUCUUGCUUUUGUUCUCUUAUGAAAUAAAUGUGUGCGUUGUCUCUGUGAUUUAGGGGUGAGUUUAAGGGUCUCUGAAUUUCAUCAUCAAUGCUGUGUAGCUGUCAGGCAUUAGAGCAUUUCUCUUACUAGUAUGGCCCCGUGUAGCCACCAAAUGUGACACUGCUUUAGAAAGUUUUCACUAAUACAGACACAUAGUCUCAGAAUUGUAAGCUAUGUCAUUCAAACUCUAUUAUAGUAGGGAUGUGUGCAGAACCCUUGACUGGUAUUACUGGGUCUGGUACAUUGGAUUUAAAAGCUUUGUUUGUAGAGUGUUUUAUUUAAUCUAGCAAAAAUCACCUAAUCUAUUUUAAAUAAAGAA
Echinops telfairi (small Madagascar hedgehog) is the source of this 1742-nucleotide messenger RNA. It is a transcript of the gene AMBN, whose product is annotated as ameloblastin. The coding region runs from base 73 to 1218 and encodes 381 amino acids. The transcript has 9 exons. NCBI's taxonomy places the organism in Eukaryota, Metazoa, Chordata, Mammalia, Afrosoricida, Tenrecidae. Gene Ontology annotation, biological process: odontogenesis of dentin-containing tooth. Gene Ontology annotation, molecular function: structural constituent of tooth enamel. The record is from RefSeq and is a predicted model, not a curated record.